Molecule: messenger RNA, 1392 nt
Organism: Leishmania mexicana MHOM/GT/2001/U1103
Lineage: Eukaryota; Euglenozoa; Kinetoplastea; Trypanosomatida; Trypanosomatidae
Product: putative ubiquitin-conjugating enzyme
Exons: 1
Coding region: 1-1392 (463 amino acids)
Source: RefSeq, a predicted model, not a curated record
AUGUCGUACGCGUCUUCCUCCAUCAAGCGACUCAGCAACGAGUACCGCUCCCUGCAGAAGCCUGAGAACCGAGUCCGCGAGUACUACGUCGCGCCACUGGAGGACAACAUUUUCGAAUGGCACUUCACGCUGCGUGGCCCCGGUGGGGACGACAACUCGCUUCCGUACAAGGACGGCAUCUACCACGGCGCCCUCAUCUUCUCCCGCUCCUACCCGCUGGAGCCGCCAGACAUUAUCUUCUUUACCCGCAGUGGUCGCUUCGCCGUGCGUGAGAAGAUCUGCUCGACGAUCAGCAGCUACCACAAGGAGCUGUGGCAGCCGACGUACGACAUCGCGCUGACAUUGACGGCGCUGCGGCAUUUCAUGGCCCAGGAGGACGAGUUCGGCGUUGGCGCCUUCCCAAAAAACAUGAUCGCACUCGAAACAAAGGAGGCGUGGGCCAAAGAAACGUGGUCGUUCACGUGCACCACGUGCGGGAUGGCGACGAAGGACGUGUGGGAGACGGAGAUGAAGAUGUACCCGGAAAUCUCGCCAGAGAAGGAGGCCCAGGUGCCGAAGCUGCCGCCGCCACCACCACCACCACUCGCAGCCGCAGCCCCAGCCAGCGCCACGGCGAACCCCGAGGACCCAAAACCAAAGCAAGACGCCCCUGAUACCCCGCCGUCGUCGCCCGCCUCUCCCCCAUCCACCUCCCCCUCUUCCACGCUGUUGCCGUCACCCGCUGCCGCGGAUGCGAGUGAGACAGCUGCCAAACCCGCAGGCGCACCACAGAACCACCAUGCGUCCAAGGACACGCAAUCCUCACCGGCGUUGCCCCCUUCGGCACCAACCUCACCACCAUCACCACCGCUAGGACCAACUACCACUCCCCGUCCUCCCGCUGCUGACACGGUCACGCCGACGACAGUGCAUGCGAGUGCCCUCCAGUCACCGACACCAGGCGUGCACGACGCACCGCACACGCCCAGUUCAGCGGCGCACGAGCACACAGCGAAGACCGGCGCCUCCAUAGAGGAGGAGGGGGCAGUGAGCGAAGGUGCCGAUCCCCUUGCCUGCUUCACCGACGUGAGUCCUGCUCGAGUUGUACGAACGCCGGUGAUGACUGCACCACCACCACCAGCACCAGCAGCAGCAGACGCGACGCCAUUGGUGACAAGCGCUGUGACAGACAGCGUUGUUGCGGGUGAUGUGGCAGGGGCGUCAGCUUCUCCUCUUUCACCGACUGCUGCUGCCGUGGCGCCGCCGCAGUUCGCGCAGCGCGUCGUCGUUGGCGUGAACAUCAUGGAAGUCUCGAUACCGCUACGCGUUCUUGAUCGCGCCAUCAUCCUCAGCUUCCUCCUUGCUGCGCUGAUCCUGCUGCGUCGUGGCCUCUGCGGUCUGCUGAUGAGCUAG